UUCCUCCUGCCAUUUAAUAGAUCAUUGCUCAUUUGGUUUACUUUUAUUGCAGUGAAUAUUCUAGUGUUGGCUUUGGCGAAUUUGAUUGGUGGACUUACUCUCAUUGUUCAUAAUCUGAGAGAAUUGAGAAAUGAUGAUCCCCGGCCAACUACUGACCAAUUGAAUGAGCAAGAAGAUCGAUACGAACGGCUACUUGGGAAGAGACGGAAUUAUACAAUUCAUGCAGUAGUAGCUAUCAUAUCAUUCAUUGUGUUUGGGUUGGUCCCUCCGGUUUUAUACGGCUUCACAUUUCAGAAAACUGGCAACAGAGACUAUAAACUUGCGGCAACUGCAGGAGCUUCUCUCAUAUGCAUCACUUUACUUGCUAUAGGGAAGGGUCAUAUUCAGAAUCGAUCGUACAUUAAGACUGUAUUGUAUUAUUUAAGUAUAGGGUUUGCAGCCUCUGGAGCUUCUUAUGUUGCAGGUGACUUGCUAAAUGAACUUAUUGAGAAGCUGGGGUGGCUCAAUCCAAGUCCAAGUCCAAGUCCGAGUUCAGGUGUUAGUGUUGCCAUGUCUUUUUCAGACAAAAUACUGACGGGACAGGGAUGGGCAUCAAACUGAGUUUCUUUCUCCUGCUCCCAUGGAACUAGUAACUGGGGAUUUGCUGUGAAGUUUCUGAUUGUAAGAGUCAUAGACUCAAGUUUUUAGAGGAGUUUCUCUGUUUUCCAAGUUGAA
Carica papaya (papaya) is the source of this 714-nucleotide messenger RNA. The record is from RefSeq and is a predicted model, not a curated record. NCBI's taxonomy places the organism in Eukaryota, Viridiplantae, Streptophyta, Magnoliopsida, Brassicales, Caricaceae.